AUGAAGUACGCUGUCGCUGCCGCCAUCCUCGCCGCCGUCGUCAAGGCCCAGACCAUUGACGAUGUGCCCUCGUGCGCCGUCCCCUGCCUGGACGAAGCCAUCGCCAGCGAGACCGACUGCGACACCACCGACUACGCCUGUGUCUGCGAGAACUUUGAGGCCGUCCAGGGCGUUGCCACCGCCUGCGUCAUCGAGGAGUGCGGCGCCACCGUCGCCCUGAACGAGGUCCUCCCCGCCGUUGAGGCUCUCUGCGCCGCCCAGGGUGGUGACGACAGCGAGGACGGCGACAGCGAGGAGACCACCUCUGCUGAGGAGCCCCCCAUGGAGACCACCACCGUCGUGGAGCCUACUGUCGUGGAGCCUACCAUGGAGCCCACCAUGGAGCCCAGCGAGACCGUCAUCGAGACCACCAUCCAGACGACUUUCACCUCCACCGUCUGCGAGUACAACUGCGGCGAGGCCACCCCCACCCCCAUGCCCACGCCCAGCGGCUCCGUCCCUGAGGAGCCCGAGACCCCCGAGCAGCCCCCCAACGCUGCCGGUGCUCUGGCCCCCAUUGGCGGUCUCGUCCUCGCCGUCGCUGCCUUUGCCCUCUAA
Molecule: messenger RNA, 597 nt
Organism: Emericellopsis cladophorae
Lineage: Eukaryota; Fungi; Ascomycota; Sordariomycetes; Hypocreales; Bionectriaceae
Product: hemoglobin and hemoglobin-haptoglobin-binding protein-like protein
Exons: 2
Coding region: 1-597 (198 amino acids)
Source: RefSeq, a predicted model, not a curated record